This is a messenger RNA of Durusdinium trenchii, 1010 nucleotides long. Lineage: Eukaryota; Dinophyceae; Suessiales; Symbiodiniaceae. The record is from the annotation of a GenBank genome assembly.
CAAGUUCUCGGCUCACAGCCAUGAGACGGUGCUCACUCUGGGCCUACCGCGCCUGUGCCGCACUGUUCGUGCUCUUCGCGCUCAGCCCAGAUCUGACUUUCACGCCUAGGUCCGGAACACCAGGCUCUUCGAGCUCAAAGUCAAGCGGUGUGAAGCUUCUGGGAUUCAGUUCAGAGCAACUGUUCCCAGUUACAAAUGCAAGCUUGAUCUCCUGGGUCUGCCUGAUCUUCUUCCCCAGCUGGCGAAAGCUUCCAUCUGCUGUGCUUCUGGGUCCGGUGAUCAAUGCCAUCUUCUACACCCUUAUAGCCGGCGCUGUUCUCAUAAGCGGAAACCAAGACGCCAAGAUCAACUUCAGUUGUCUGGAAGGCAUCCGUGCAAUGUUCGCAAACUCUGAUGCGUGUUUUGCGGGGUGGCUACACUAUUGUGUCUUUGAUCCCUUGGUUGGCUUGGGUGAGGUGCUUGACAGUCGGCAAGUGAAGGUACCACAUUUGCUGGUGGUCCCGUGCCUCUUCAUGACCAUGUUGGUAGGCACUGAAGAGGGCACGGACUCCGAGGUGUUGAUGGCCAUGCUAAAGUGUGCAACUCCAAGUCUGAAAAGCAAGAGACAAUACGUGCCAUGUUGCAUGUAAGAAGGCAAGUUGAGCAAUGCUGCCUCAGGGUAGCUUGCGACACUUAUGCAUAAGGAGCUGCUUGAGGGAUUACUUGGCCUUUUGAUGGUACUUUUCUGCCGAGAAUGCCUUUUACAAAUCCCAAUAUAUAUAACUCGGCUGAACUUGUAAGGACAAACCCUUGCGCCCUUUCCUUCCGGCUUGAAAGUGCUUUUGCCUAUCGGGAAUGCAGGCCCCAUUGGCUUCUUGAUGUACUUAACUCUGAGGUUCAUUGUGCUAUGGUCCAAAGAUGAUGGUGACUAUAUGGCUCAAUAAGAAUUUUCAGAACGUGGGCAAGAUGUGCAUAUGUUGAAAUUCGUGGCCCACCUCCUUAUCAAAUACAGGCGGACAAAGUUCCCGAAC